Dipodomys ordii (Ord's kangaroo rat) is the source of this 2040-nucleotide messenger RNA. RefSeq names its product solute carrier family 35 (UDP-galactose transporter), member A2 (gene Slc35a2). Gene Ontology annotation, cellular component: Golgi membrane. Lineage: Eukaryota; Metazoa; Chordata; Mammalia; Rodentia; Heteromyidae. The transcript has 5 exons. Bases 74 to 1264 code for a protein of 396 amino acids. Gene Ontology annotation, molecular function: UDP-galactose transmembrane transporter activity. Gene Ontology annotation, biological process: pyrimidine nucleotide-sugar transmembrane transport. The record is from RefSeq and is a predicted model, not a curated record.
GGCCCGGAAGCGGAAGUGAUGGAUACGGAAGUGGCCUGCUGUUGCCGAGGGGACGGGCCGGGCAGAUGCCAACAUGGCAGCGGUUGGGGUUGGUGGUUCCACCGCGGCGGCCGGGCCAGGGGCGGUCUCCGCGGGGACCUUGGAGCCAGGGACAGCGAACGCGGCUCACCGGCGCCUCAAGUACAUAUCCCUAGCCGUGCUGGUGGUCCAGAAUGCCUCCCUCAUCCUCAGCAUCCGCUAUGCCCGUACACUGCCUGGGGACCGCUUCUUUGCCACCACUGCUGUGGUCAUGGCUGAAGUGCUCAAAGGUCUCACCUGCCUCCUGCUACUCUUCGCACAGAAGAGGGGUAACGUGAAGCAUCUGGUUCUUUUCCUCCAUGAGGCUGUCCUUGUGCAGUAUGUGGACACACUCAAGCUUGCAGUGCCCUCUCUCAUCUACACCUUGCAGAAUAACCUCCAGUAUGUUGCCAUCUCUAACCUACCAGCUGCCACUUUCCAGGUGACAUACCAGCUGAAGAUCUUGACCACCGCUCUGUUCUCCGUGCUCAUGCUGAAUCGCAGCCUCUCGAGGCUGCAGUGGGCCUCCCUGCUGCUUCUCUUCACUGGUGUCGCCAUUGUCCAGGCACAGCAAGCUGGUGGGGGCGGCCCACGGCCACUGGAUCAGAACCCUGGAGCAGGCCUAGCAGCUGUUGUGGCCUCCUGUCUCUCCUCGGGCUUUGCAGGUGUUUACUUUGAGAAGAUCCUCAAAGGCAGCUCAGGUUCUGUGUGGCUGCGCAACCUGCAGCUGGGCCUCUUCGGCACAGCCCUAGGCCUAGUUGGGCUCUGGUGGGCUGAGGGCACUGCUGUGGCUCACCGCGGCUUCUUCUUUGGGUACACACCUGCAGUCUGGGGUGUGGUACUAAAUCAAGCCUUUGGUGGGUUGCUGGUGGCUGUUGUUGUCAAGUAUGCUGACAACAUCCUCAAGGGCUUUGCCACCUCCCUUUCUAUUGUGCUGUCCACUGUUGCCUCCAUUCGCCUCUUUGGCUUCCACCUGGACCCAUUAUUUGCUCUUGGCGCUGGGCUCGUCAUUGGUGCCGUCUACCUCUACAGCCUUCCCCGAGGUGCAGUCAAAGCCAUAGCUUCCGCUUCCACCUCUGCUACCAUCCCUGGGCCCUCCAUUCACCAGCAGCCUCCAGGGCAGCCACCACCACCACAGCUAUCUUCACAUCGAGGGGACCUCAUCACGGAGCCCUUUCUGCCAAAGGCUCUGUUUCCCAUUGUCUGAGGCCUUUUCUCCUCCCUCACCACCCUGGAUCAUGACAGCAGCUUGGUCUCAUGUGACCUUGGGCAGCUUCCCUGGCACUGAGACCUUUGAAGAUGUCCUGUUGCAAGGGUCCAGGGUGAGGAAGAGGCACAAGCUCUGAAAGUUGUGCUUCAGCCCAUUUGAAGAAGGAUGUGGUAGGGGCUGGGUUUUUUUUUAGUGGUUUGAGGGUUCCUAGUAUUAAGCAGAUCAUUAAUGAUCCAGAAUUUGGGAGAGCAGGGAGGAGAGUCCUGGAAGUGGCUUCAGUUUCAUUGAACUGAAAACACUGGCACUUGUCAGCUGCAGGGCUCUUUUUGGAGCUAUUCAGAGAGAGAAAUAAAGCUGCCAGUCCUGCUCUUGCUACCAUAUUGGCUUUAGGAGGCACCCUUACUUCAUGGUGGGGGAGGUAGUCUCAGAAGUGAAUCAUGGAACCUGUACCCUGCACUCCCCAAAGCUUAUUAACCCCUUAACUAUCCCAGGGGUGUGUGUGUGUGUGUGUACGUGUGCGCACGCGCGCGCAUGCAUGUGUGCCCACCCGAAUGUGUGUACGUGAGUGAGUGUGUGUGUGCGCGCGCGCGUGCACACACGCACGUGCGUGUGUGAGAAAGCUGCUUAGGCUGUCUUUGCUAUAUGUAAAUAGGGCCAUUGGAUCUUUAUUUUUGAUUAAUUUGUUCUGAUUUUUUUGGGUUUGUUUUCUAAGGAACUGUAAUGAACAAAUGUCAGGAUUACCCAAUGCCAAAUAAAGAUGUUGUAUUUAUUUA